AUGCCGCGGAAGGCCGCUGCGAAGAAGGAGGAGCCAUCGUCUGAUGAGGCGUCGGUGCAUUCAGACGUCGAGAUGCAGGACCAGCAAGACGACACGAUGAGUGGCUUCAAGAAGUUCGGCGCACAGUACAACGUUGAUACACCCGAUUACACAGACUCUGACACCAACCCCAACACCACAGCAAACAGCGUCGCAGGUGACAACGCGCCAGUCGACGGGCGAAAGCGACGCGCCGAAGAGAUGAAUAUGCGAAAAAGCAUGUAUGGCAAGAAGGCUGAGGGUCUGAGGGCAUCCAAGGAAGACGAUACGAUUCGCCGCUUUCGAUACCUCCUCGGUCUGACUGAUCUGUUCCGCCACUUCAUCGACACGAACCCCAACCCGCGCAUAAAGGAGAUUCUCGCCGAGAUCGAUCGCCAGGAUGCCGAAGAGACCAAGCGAUCCAAGGCGAGCAAGGUGCGGAAAGGCGGCGCCGCUGCGGAGCGACGCAGAAAGACUGAGCAGGAGGAGGAUGCUGAGCUGGUGCGCGAAGAGAAGCAUGGUGGGCACAACGAGACUGUCUUCCGGGAGUCACCAGGCUUCAUUAAAGGAGGUACCAUGCGCGACUACCAGGUCGCUGGUCUCAAUUGGCUCAUCUCUCUGCACGAGAACGGUAUUUCUGGUAUCCUUGCCGACGAGAUGGGUCUCGGAAAGACUCUGCAGACCAUCUCCUUCAUCGGUUACCUGCGUUAUAUUGCCGGCAUUCACGGUCCCCACCUGGUCGCAGUGCCCAAGUCGACACUCGAUAACUGGAAGCGCGAAUUCGCCAAGUGGUGCCCCGACGUCAACGUAUUGGUCCUUCAGGGUAACAAGGAUGAUCGUGCCGAGCUCAUCAAGGAGCGCCUGGUGCCGGAUGGCUUCGACGUCUGCAUCACCUCCUACGAGAUGAUCUUGCGCGAGAAAUCACACUUGAAGAAGUUCGCAUGGGAAUACAUCAUCAUCGACGAAGCCCAUCGUAUCAAGAACGAGGAGUCAUCGCUUGCACAGAUGGUUCGUGUCUUCAACUCCCGAAGCCGGCUGCUCAUCACUGGUACCCCUCUCCAGAACAACCUCCACGAACUCUGGGCCCUACUCAACUUCCUGCUCCCCGACGUCUUCGGAGACUCUGCCGCCUUCGAUGAUUGGUUCUCACAGCAGAACGCUGACUCUGACGCCGUCGUCAAGCAACUUCACAAGGUCCUCCGACCCUUUUUGCUCCGACGUGUCAAGGCCGAUGUCGAAAAGUCGCUGUUGCCCAAGAAGGAGAUCAACCUCUACGUGGGCAUGUCCGACAUGCAAGUUCAAUGGUACAAGAAGAUUCUCGAGAAGGACAUUGACGCAGUUAAUGGCGGUGCUGGCAACAAGGAGUCCAAGACUCGUCUCCUCAACAUCGUCAUGCAGCUGCGAAAGUGCUGCAACCACCCUUACCUAUUCGAAGGCGCCGAGCCUGGUCCGCCAUACACUACCGAUGAACAUCUCGUUACCAACGCUGCCAAAAUGGUCAUGCUGGACAAACUACUCAAGCGCAUGAAGGCACAGGGUAGUCGAGUGCUUAUCUUCUCACAGAUGAGUCGUGUGUUAGACAUUAUGGAGGACUAUUCAGUCAUGCGAGAUUACAAGUACUGCCGUAUCGACGGUUCAACCGCCCACGAGGAUCGUAUUCAGGCCAUCGACGACUACAACAAGGAAGGCUCGGAGAAGUUCCUGUUCCUCCUCACCACCCGUGCUGGUGGACUGGGUAUCAACCUGACUUCCGCUGAUAUCGUGGUUCUCUUCGACAGCGAUUGGAAUCCACAAGCCGAUCUCCAGGCUAUGGACCGUGCUCAUCGUAUCGGUCAGACCAAGCAGGUAUACGUCUUCCGCUUCGUGACCGAGAUGGCCAUUGAAGAGAAAGUCCUAGAACGUGCUGCGCAGAAGCUACGUCUCGAUCAACUAGUCAUCCAGCAAGGUCGCUCACAACAGCCUGUCAAGAACGCCGCAUCCAAGGACGAGCUUCUGACCAUGAUCCAGCAUGGUGCCGAGAAAGUAUUCGCAAGCAAGGGUCCCGUCGGUCCAGCGGCUGAUGGCGAACUCGCGGAUGACGAUUUCGAGGCUGUCAUGCGCCGCGGUGAAGAGAUGACGGAGAAGCUUAACAAGAGAUAUGAGACUCUCGGUCUAGACGAUCUUCAGAAGUUCACCUCGGACUCAACAUACGAGUGGAACGGCGAGACGUUCCAGCCCCGCAAGAAAGAGAUCGGUAUCUCGUGGAUCAACCCUUCGAAGCGCGAGCGCAAGGAGCAAAACUACGGCAUCGAUUCAUAUUACCGCAAGACGCUGGUCACUGGCGGACGAACAGAGAACAAGCAGCCUAGGAUACCUCGUGCGCCCAAGCAGAUCACCAUCCACGACUACCAAUUCUUCCCUCCGCGCCUAUCCGAGCUUCAAGACAAGGAGACCGCAUGGUACCGCAAGGAAAACAACCUGAAAGCCCCUCUCCCGGAUGGUCCGGAUGAGGACCUUGAGGCGCGUGAGGCCGAUCAACAACUUGCGCAGCAGGAGAUUGAUGACGCGGAGCCGCUGACAGAAGAGGAAAAGGCUGAGAAGGAACGUUUGAUCGAGCAGGGUUUCCCCGAAUGGAACAAGCGUGACUUCCAACAGUUCCUAAACGGUAGCGCCAAGUACGGUCGGCAAAACUACGAGGGUAUUUCUGAAGAAGUCGACGGGAAAGAUGCCGAAGAGAUCAAAGCCUACGCCAAGGUCUUUUGGAAGAAGUAUAAGACACUGGACAACUGGCAGAAGCACCUCGGCGUCAUCGAAGAAGGUGAACUCCGUGUGCGACAGUCGGAAGAGAAGAAACGUCUCAUCGCGAAGAAGAUUGGCAUGUAUCGUAUGCCACUUCAGCAGAUGCAGAUCAAGUAUACUGUCUCGACCACAAACAAAAAGGUCUACACGGAGGAAGAAGACAAGUUCCUCGUCGUCAUGCUACACAAGCACGGUGUUGAAGGUGAGUACAUCUACGAGAAGAUCCGCGACGAGAUCCGCGAAUCGCCCCUCUUCCGCUUCGAUUGGUUCUUCCUUUCCCGUACCCCACAGGAGAUUGGUCGACGCUGCACCACGCUUAUUUCAGCAAUCGUCCGUGAGCUCGGUGAGGGCGAUGUCAAGAAUAAGAAUGGGAAGCGUGGGUUUGAAGAAGAGGAGACGGAGGAAGAGGAAGAGGAGCAGCCGAAGAAGAAGCAGGCCAAGAAUGGUGUCAAGAACAAGCAGCUCGACACGGUCAAGGGCAAGGCAUCACCGGCUUCAGCGACACCAUCGAGGGCGAGUAGUGUUGCUACCAAUGGCUCGGCAACCAAGAGCAAGGGUAAGGGCAAGAAGAAGUAG
Alternaria atra is the source of this 3372-nucleotide messenger RNA. RefSeq lists its product as uncharacterized. The record is from RefSeq and is a predicted model, not a curated record. Gene Ontology annotation, cellular component: nucleus; chromatin. The transcript has 5 exons. Lineage: Eukaryota; Fungi; Ascomycota; Dothideomycetes; Pleosporales; Pleosporaceae. Bases 1 to 3372 code for a protein of 1123 amino acids. Gene Ontology annotation, molecular function: histone binding; DNA binding; nucleosome binding. Gene Ontology annotation, biological process: nucleosome organization; regulation of transcription by RNA polymerase II.